Molecule: messenger RNA, 1686 nt
Organism: Brassica napus (rape)
Lineage: Eukaryota; Viridiplantae; Streptophyta; Magnoliopsida; Brassicales; Brassicaceae
Exons: 2
Coding region: 1026-1622 (198 amino acids)
Source: RefSeq, a predicted model, not a curated record
AUGAACAUUGGCUAUUCAUUUAAGUACGAGUUGUUUUUUUCAGGUAUCAUUUUUUUUGUUUUGAAAUUAGGCUCAAAUUGAAUUAUGUGUGGGUUUUGAAUUGUGUCAUUAUAGGUAUGAAUGAGUUUAAAAACCUAAAAAUAUAUAAAUAAUAAAUGUAUCUGAAACGGGUUCGAAUAUUUGUACAAAAAAUAAUCAUAUUAUCCGAAGAAAGAUUAGUGAAAGAGUCGGGGUACAACCUUUCUUCUUUACUCUGGCAUGCUUGCUUUCUUUACCCCGGGCCGUUUGUCUUCUAUUCUAUGGAACACAUUUUAAUCCAAGUAUUUUGAAUACAAUUAUUUAUAUUACUACUCAUCUGAAAUAUAUAACACUAAUUAUGAAAAACAAAUAUUAAUGUAUAAAAAUCAAUAUCUAUACAGAUUCGCGGAUCAAUCUCUAAAUCGGUUUAACUUAACAACCCGUAUCAUACGUAUCCUACAAAAAAAAAGAACUAAUCGUAAAUAUACGAAAAUCUUUUACUCCGCUAUAUAUAUAUGAACUUAUACUAAAAUAAAAUACAUUUUGCAUAUGUAUCUACUAGCUUAUUUGUGUACAUAUAUAGCUUGAUAUUUAGCAUGUGGUCGUAUAUCGUGAAGAAAAAUCGUGUUUAACUCUUUCUGUACACGUGGAUAUAGUAUAAAAAGAGAUUACAUGUAGAAAUAGAGAGACUGUGUAUAACUAAAAAACAUUCAUAUAUAAAUAGAGCUUUGCUAGAUCAAGGAUCUUUAUUCAUCCUCUCCGUAUUAUUCUUCUCCUUCUCCUUGUUCUGUUUUUUUAUUGAGGGUUUUAGUCUCAUUCACUUUCCUCUACUAUUUCUUCCAUCAUACAAAACCACAGUUUCUAUCUUAAGAUUAGUACAAUAUACAAACACACAUCAACUGAAACUAUAUUUCUUUUGAUCCUUUAUGUAUAUGUGUACAUAAUUAUAUUUACUAUACCCCGAAAGAAAGCAAGCUAAGGAAUCCUCAAAGCAGGACUUUGUUUUGAUGGAGGAAAACCCGCAUCGAGUUUCACGUAAACACAAUGGCGGGACCCACUGUCAAAACGACGCCGUCUACGAAGAGAGCCGUCGACACCGUCAUCACAUUCACGGCGAUAAAGUCAAAUGCUCUGGCAAGAGAUGCCGGUCGUGGGCGGCGGCUGCUAUUGCUGACUGUGUAGCGCUUUGUUGCUGUCCAUGUGCGAUCAUAAACUUUCUCACUCUCACUUUCGUUAAAGUCCCGUGGACGAUCGGACGGCGAUGUCUCGGUCGGAGCCGGAAUAAGAAGAAGAAGAAGAGGAAGCUACACAUGAGACAAGACCGCGGGAAAUUCAUCUGUGAAGAUGUGUUUGAGAUGGCCGGAGGAGAUGAGAAAUGCGGUGGUGGCGUAGGAUGUUGUGGCGGCGGAGAUUAUGAUGAUCACCGGUUUGUAGUGGAGAGAGAUGGGAGUUUAACGAAGGAGGAGGACAAAACGACGACGUCGAGUAGAGGAGAUGAUGAGUCGAGAAUAAGUGCAAGAGUUGAAGCCGAGAGAGUGUGGUUAGAGUUGUAUCAGAUUGGUCAUCUUGGAUUUGGUCGAGUCUCCUUCACUGGGAUCCAAUGAUUUUAAUCAAAAAGUCAAAACGUUGUAGGAAUCUUUUAGUUAAUAUUUAGAAAAUUUCGGAGGA